ACACACAAGCUUUGAUCGAUCUCUCCCACACGGCUCAAACGCGCAUACACGUAAACACACAAGCUUUGAUCCUUCUGUUCGCCAUGGACGGCGAGGCGACGAGCUUGAUGAUCUCGCCGGAGAUCCGCGACGCGGUGACGAAGGUUGCCGUGUUCGUGCUGGUGCAGGCGCUGGUCUACCUCAUCCUCCGCAGCUCGUCGAGCGUCUUCUCCAAGGACGGCAAGCUGAGGUCGUCCAUGAGCUUCCGGUCGAUGCGGUCCAUGAGCGUCAGGCGCUUCCUCGCGCCGCUCUCCGACGUCCCCGUCGGCACCGACGAGCCCUGGCCGUCGCCGUCGUCCUCGCCGUCGCCGACCUUGUCGCGCCGCUGGGCUAGCCGCCGCGAGGAUUAAUUGAAGCGGUUAGUGCUAGCUUCUGGGCUCUGGCCAGCUAGGUGCUAGUUUGGUUACUCUGAAGAAACCUGAAUUAUCAUGGGUUGGUUUGGUUUGUGAUUAAUGGAAAUGGAAAAUUUGGGAACUGGGCUCUGAAAGAGGCAGAUUAUUAGAGUGGAUCUUGUAGAUAUGUGGAUUGAAUUAAGUUAAUACUGAAUGGUGGAUUAUUUGAUUCUUUACAAUUUGUCUGCUUUCCUCAAUCUGUAAAUUGGAAGUAUACUAUUCAGAUGGCGUAAAUCUGAAGUUCUUAUGUACAUGCUAAUACAGGAGUAUUAUACUAUACAGUACGAAGUAUUGGAUUGAGA
This is a messenger RNA of Oryza sativa Japonica Group (Japanese rice), 733 nucleotides long. Lineage: Eukaryota; Viridiplantae; Streptophyta; Magnoliopsida; Poales; Poaceae. The record is from RefSeq and is a predicted model, not a curated record.